Molecule: messenger RNA, 9752 nt
Organism: Ornithodoros turicata
Lineage: Eukaryota; Metazoa; Arthropoda; Arachnida; Ixodida; Argasidae
Exons: 19
Coding region: 112-9015 (2967 amino acids)
Biological process (GO): chitin catabolic process; carbohydrate metabolic process
Cellular component (GO): extracellular region
Molecular function (GO): chitin binding; chitinase activity
Source: RefSeq, a predicted model, not a curated record
UUUAUCUCUGUCAAGUAGUGCCGCGCUGCAUGUGCAGACGUUACCCAAAGGGGGCAAACGAGUUCGACAAGAUCUACAUCACAGAAGAAUUAGAGAAGCACAAGCCCUACAAUGAAGACGGUGGUCGCAGCUUGCUGCGUGGUGCUGCUGUCGCUUCUGGCGCACGUCAAAGGACAACCACAGGGUACUACGCAGGAAGGUGACAAGCUCGUAUUUUGUUACUGGCAGUCGUUGUCUCGCGAGCGACCGUAUCCCUACAACACUUCCAUCGAGGACAUCCCGGUACACCUCUGCACUCACCUGAUCUACUCUCACGCCACUGCUAGCGAAGAUGGCACCCGAAUAGAAACCAUAUACCCGGGAUUCGUUAAAAAACCAGGUGUCUACAGAAAUUUCACGAUGCUCAAGACCAAGAACCCAAGCCUGAAAGUGCUCCUGAGCAUUGGCAGCUGGAUGUCGCCGAAUUCUUCCAGAUGGGAAAUGCUGGAGCACGCCUCCAGCCGAAACGCCUUCGUACGGGUUCUCACAACAUUCGUCACAAAGUACAAAUUCGAUGGUGUCGACCUGGACUGGUUCCCUACGGACGCUGCCAGUCAAACUUUCGGAAAAGAGUUCGUCCGGCUGGCUUGGGAAAUUCGAAGAGCAUUCAAGAAGCUACGAAUGAACGCCCUCCUGACAUGUGCCCUGCCGCCGCCGAGCAAGGUGUCGCCGGCUGGAAACAAUUUCCUUCUUCUUGCAAGCAUCGUAGAUUACUUCCACCUGAAAACGUACGACACGUCCUGUAACUGGAAACAAGGCGAAAUCACCAACGACACAGCGCUUCAUUCCGAGAAUGCGACGGACGUCUUCAACAUGAUCACGCAGCUUGGUGCCCCGAAAGAGAAGGUUCUCGUGGGGAUUGGUUUCAACGGUAGGAUCUACAACAUUACCAGUAACGUGACAGACGUCACAUCCGGUGAAAUAGUUCCCUAUUUCGAGGUUGCUAGGAGGCUUCGAAGUGGAACGUGGAGACAGAGAGGAAAGAGUGACGGAACCUGUUCGUACAUCACCGACGGGAACCAGCUGAUCGCCUACGAGGACGAAUGGAGCAUACAGCACAAGAUAAGACAUGUGAAGAAAGAUGGUUUCGCUGGGGCGUCCAUCUGGGCUGUCGAUAUGGACGAUAUCAAUGGAGAUAUAAGAGACUACCACCUUCUCAGGACGGUUCGGGAACAGCUGUCCAAAAACAGCGUUCCUCUGAAAUCCUCUGCAGAACUUCUGCCUUGGACAUUUACGCCCACAGAAGCCAGUGUCCAACACACUCCUCGAGGACAGACGGGAAGGACUGUUGCGACCAACGCUACACAAACACCUGAAGUAUUCCCAUCUGAAGGCAGCACCACAGGAUGGAGCCCGGCGUACAGUGAACGUGUGACCAGUGGUGAAGGUCGACACACGUCGAGUGACUACGCAGCGACAUCAAGAAGUCGGCCUCGGGAAGUCCACGGCACCACACCAUACCCACGACGGAGCUCAGCGUACCCUGAACGUGUGACCACUGAUGAAGGUCAACACACGUCGAAUGACUACGCAGCGACAUCAAGAAGUCGGCCUCGGAAAGUCCACGGCACCACACCAUACCCACGACGGAGCUCAGCGUACCCUGAACGUGUGACCACUGAUGAAGGUCAACACACGUCGAAAGCGACAUCAAGAAGUCGGCCUCGGAAAGUCCACGGCACCACACCAUACCCACGACGGAGCUCAGCGUACCCUGAACGUGUGACCACUGAUGAAGGUCAACACACGUCGAAUGACUACGCAGCGACAUCAAGAAGUCGGCCUCGGGAAGUCCACGGCACCACACCAUACCCACGACGGAGCUCAGCGUACCCUGAACGUGUGACCACUGAUGAAGGUCAACACACGUCGAAAGCGACAUCAAGAAGUCGGCCUCGGGAAGUCCACGGCACCACACCAUACCCACGACGGAGCUCAGCGUACCCUGAACGUGUGACCACUGAUGAAGGUCAACACACGUCGAAUGACUACGCAGCGACAUCAAGAAGUCGGCCUCGGGAAGUCCACGGCACCACACCAUACCCACGACGGAGCUCAGCGUACCCUGAACGUGUGACCACUGAUGAAGGUCAACACACGUCGAAUGACUACGCAGCGACAUCAAGAAGUCGGCCUCGGAAAGUCCACGGCACCACACCAUACCCACGACGGAGCUCAGCGUACCCUGAACGUGUGACCACUGAUGAAGGUCAACACACGUCGAAUGACUACGCAGCGACAACAAGAAGUCGGCCUCGGAAAGUCCACGGCACCACACCAUACCCACGACGGAGCUCAACGUACCCUGAACGUGUGACCACUGAUGAAGGUCAACACACGUCGAAAGCGACAUCAAGAAGUCGGCCUCAGAAAGUCCACGGCACCACACCAUACCCACGACGGAGCUCAGCGUACCCUGAACGUGUGACCACUGAUGAAGGUCAACACACGUCGAAUGACUACGCAGCGACAUCAAGAAGUCGGCCUCGGGAAGUCCACGGCACCACACCAUACCCACGACGGAGCUCAGCGUACCCUGAACGUGUGACCACUGAUGAAGGUCAACACACGUCGAAUGACUACGCAGCGACAUCAAGAAGUCGGCCUCGGGAAGUCCACGGCACCACACCAUACCCACGACGGAGCUCAGCGUACCCUGAACGUGUGACCACUGAUGAAGGUCAACACACGUCGAAUGACUACGCAGCGACAUCAAGAAGUCGGCCUCGGGAAGUCCACGGCACCACACCAUACCCACGACGGAGCUCAGCGUACCCUGAACGUGUGACCACUGAUGAAGGUCAACACACGUCGAAUGACUACGCAGCGACAUCAAGAAGUCGGCCUCGGAAGGUCCACGGCACCACACCAUACCCACGACGGAGCUCAGCGUACCCUGAACGUGUGACCACUGAUGAAGGUCAACACACGUCGAAUGACUACGCAGCGACAUCAAGAAGUCGGCCUCGGAAAGUCCACGGCACCACACCAUACCCACGACGGAGCUCAGCGUACCCUGAACGUGUGACCACUGAUGAAGGUCAACACACGUCGAAUGACUACGCAGCGACAUCAAGAAGUCGGCCUCGGGAAGUCCACGGCACCACAUCAUACCCACGACGGAGCUCAGCGUACCCUGAACGUGUGACCACUGAUGAAGGUCAACACACGUCGAAUGACUACGCAGCGACAUCAAGAAGUCGGCCUCGGGAAGUCCACGGCACCACACCAUACCCACGACGGAGCUCAGCGUACCCUGAACGUGUGACCACUGAUGAAGGUCAACACACGUCGAAUGACUACGCAGCGACAUCAAGAAGUCGGCCUCGGAAAGUCCACGGCACCACACCAUACCCACGACGGAGCUCAGCGUACCCUGAACGUGUGACCACUGAUGAAGGUCAACACACGUCGAAUGACUACGCAGCGACAUCAAGAAGUCGGCCUCGGAAAGUCCACGGCACCACACCAUACCCACGACGGAGCUCAGCGUACCCUGAACGUGUGACCACUGAUGAAGGUCAACACACGUCGAAUGACUACGCAGCGACAUCAAGAAGUCGGCCUCGGAAAGUCCACGGCACCACACCAUACCCACGACGGAGCUCAGCGUACCCUGAACGUGUGACCACUGAUGAAGGUCAACACACGUCGAAUGACUACGCAGCGACAUCAAGAAGUCGGCCUCGGGAAGUCCACGGCACCACACCAUACCCACGACGGAGCUCAGCGUACCCUGAACGUGUGACCACUGAUGAAGGUCAACACACGUCGAAUGACUACGCAGCGACAUCAAGAAGUCGGCCUCGGAAAGUCCACGGCACCACACCAUACCCACGACGGAGCUCAGCGUACCCUGAACGUGUGACCACUGAUGAAGGUCAACACACGUCGAAUGACUACGCAGCGACAUCAAGAAGUCGGCCUCGGGAAGUCCACGGCACCACACCAUACCCACGACGGAGCUCAGCGUACCCUGAACGUGUGACCACUGAUGAAGGUCAACACACGUCGAAUGACUACGCAGCGACAUCAAGAAGUCGGCCUCGGAAAGUCCACGGCACCACACCAUACCCACGACGGAGCUCAGCGUACCCUGAACGUGUGACCACUGAUGAAGGUCAACACACGUCGAAUGACUACGCAGCGACAUCGACAAGUUGGUCUAGGGAAGUCCAUGGCACCACACCAUAUCCAGGAUGGAGCCCAGCGUACCCUGAACGUGUGAGCAGUGAUGAAAGUAAAAAACCGUGGGGGUCUCCGGGUUCUACUGCUCCACCAGGAUGGGGUAGGACAUACCCCAGACAUGUCACCCCAGAUGUGAGUGAGGAGUGGAGCGUCGACUACACGAAGUCGUUGGUUACUUGGCCUUGGAAAAUUCCCACCAGUAGUCAGUCUCCAGAAUCGAUUAUCAACCAUCUAAAAGCAUCUUCAGUUUACGUAUCAGAGAGUAACGCUUGUAAAAACAAGACAGAAGAGCUGGCGCCUCAUGAAGACGACUGUCGCAAAUAUUACUACUGCUACUAUGGUAUGGCAUUUCGCCAUGACUGUCCCGAUGAUAGCCCUCAGAAGUACGUGCCCUCUGUCUGUUGCCCAAAAGUUACCCAUUUCUGGACAACGGCACAACCUGCAUACGACACAAGUUCAAGUACCGAAGAUCCAACUUAUACCGGCGAAGCAUUCGACGUGACAGGGACUAGAAUGACUCCGAUAGUGCAGUGGUUCGCGUCUCACAAUUCAAGUGCGACCGCGGCGGACGUGACAGGACCAGAUCCAUCGGUCUCGGGCCUCAAAGGAUGCGAGACAGGGCUUCGAUACGCUCCACACGAAAACGAUACCAACAAGUUCUACACUUGCAUGCGAGGUUAUCCAAUGCUGAGUCAAUGCACGCUAGGAUCUGUGUUCGAUCCGCGCCUUGAAGUUUGUAAUACGGAAGAACUUGUGAAAGGGGCGAAGUGCGACCGCUGUCAGCAGGUGUUCACAGGGAACGUUGUAGGUCAACUGUUUCCGCAAAUUCCGCAAAGGAAAGGGAAGUUGUCCGUGAAAAUGAAUUAUGAGAUGGAUUGGCAGACUGUAGCAGCACUAGUGCCAUCGGAUGGUGGCAGUCCAUUCGCCUCACAAAUUGAUAACUCUUCCUACGUCAAAGCCAAGGCCUGCCGAAGGAUGCUGGAAUCGAAACUUAUUCAAUUAGUCGUGCUCUCAAUUUUCGCCGUUGUAAGCGUUCAAGGACAGGGAGGCCAUAGCUUUGCAGCCGGUCAACAUAAAAAGAAGGCUGUUGUCUGCUACUGGAAUUCGCAGUCGUGGAGGCGUCCUGCCCCGUUUACUUACAGCGUAGAGGAUAUUCCAGCAGACCAGUGCAGCCAUCUCGUGUACUCUUCUGCUACCAUUGACUCCCACACGUACAAUGUGACAUUUGACGGCACUACAUUUGAUGCCAAUCACGCUAACUUUGACAGCGUGGCAACCCUGAAGAGGAAGAACCCUAGCCUGGUACUCCUGCUGCGUGUCGGCCGCUGCCACGAUGGCAACGACAACGUCUUCUCAGCAAUGGCUAAUUCGAGCGAAGGCCGCGGUUCCUUUGCCAAGAGCGCCUUUGCUUGGAUGGAGAGAUAUGGCUUCGACGGCAUUGCCCUUGGAUGGUGUAAGCCUGCCAGCAAGGACAGAGAAAACUUAGUUGCAGUCGUUAAGGAACUGCGGAAGGAGCUGAGUCAAGUGAACAGGAAGACAUAUAUCCUACUUGAGGUCCCAGUUGCCAAGGAACUGCUUCAGACAGGAUACAAUUUGACAGAGCUUGCAAGAUACGUAGACUACUUCCAUGCCAAAGCGUACUCCCUACGAGGAAGUUGGCUCAACUACACGGACGUCCACAGCCCUCUGCGGAAACGCCCCUUUGAGGACCAGGCUCUCGCCAACCUCAACGUGAAUGAAGGCGUAUAUCUCCUGGCCAAGUUGGGCACUCCCAGAGAGAAGAUCCUUCUGGGCAUUCCUUUCUACGGACAGUCCUACACGCUUGCUAAUGAAACUAAUCAUGGUCUGAAGGCUCCACUUCGCAAGGAUUCCCCGCUAGGACAGCCAGGGCAGUACACUAACCACUCCGGGAUCUUGGCUUACUUUGAGAUAUGCAAGGCACUCCUGGAACACAAUUUGACCAGGCAGUGGGACAGCAGGGCACUCUGCCCGUAUGCCUACAAUGGUGACCAAUGGGUGGGUUACGAGGACGAAAAGAGCAUUUACCACAAGGUACGGCUGAUUGAAACAAAACAUUACGGCGGAGUUGCCGUCUACACAAUAGACAUGGACGACAUCGUCGGCUUGUGCGGACGCAAGAACAACCUUCUCAAGGCUGUACAGGCCUACCUCAACCCUGUUAACGCUACGCUGAGUUCUGCAGUUCCAAGAGACCUCAACGUAACCACGAAUGUCCAUCUAGUGCUCUACAACGAAUCGUUACCGGACCCCGGGAACUCUACCACCAUUACAGAUGCAACACAUCUUCUAAGACACACGAACCAAAGUGCUACAGAUGUUAGAAGUUUUACGGUCGAUAACACCACUGACUUGCCAGCCUCGAAUAACAGCCGUGACAGGGCAGACUUGAGAAACGGAACAGAUAGUUUCGACGAUGCAAUGAACUCGGCAGUGUACAGUAACCAGACGGUCUGGGGCUUCGGGACCCCUCAGAACAACACUAUAGAGGCGUACCUCGACCCUGAUAACGAUACGCAGAGUUCUGCAGUUCCAAGAGACCUCAACGUAACGACGAACGUCCCUCUAGUGCUCUACAACGAAUCGUUACCGGACCUCGGGAACUCUACCACCAUUACAGAUGCAACACAUCUUCUAAGACACACGAACCAAAGUGCUACAGAUGUUAGAAGUUUUACGGUCGAUAACACCACUGACUUGCCAGCCUCGAAUAACAGCCGUGACAGGGCAGACUUGAGAAACGGAACAGAUAGUUUCGACGAUGCAAUGAACUCGGCAGUGUACAGUAACCAGACGGUCUGGGGCUUCGGGACCCCUCAGAACAACACUAUAGAGGCGUACCUCGACCCUGAUAACGAUACGCAGAGUUCUGCAGUUCCAAGAGACCUCAACGUAACGACGAACGUCCAUCUAGUGCUCUACAACGAAUCGUUACCGGACCUCGGGAACUCUACCACCAUUACAGAUGCAACACAUCUUCUAAGACACACGAACCAAAGUGCUACAGAUGUUAGAAGUUUUACGGUCGAUAACACCACUGACUUGCCAGCCUCGAAUAACAGCCGUGACAGGGCAGACUUGAGAAACGGAACAGAUAGUUUCGACGAUGCAAUGAACUCGGCAGUGUACAGUAACCAGACGGCCUGGGGCUUCGGGACCCCUCAGAACAACACUAUAGAGGCGUACCUCGACCCUGAUAACGAUACGCAGAGUUCUGCAGUUCCAAGAGACCUCAACGUAACGACGAACGUCCCUCUAGUGCUCUACAACGAAUCGUUACCGGACCUCCUGAACUCUACCACCAUUACAGAUGCAACACAUCUUCUAAGACACACGAACCAAAGUGCUACAGAUGUUAGAAGUUUUACGGUCGAUAACACCACUGACUUGCCAGCCUCGAAUAACAGCCGUGACAGGGCAGACUUGAGAAACGGAACAGACAGUUUCGACGAUGCAAUGAACUCGGCAGUGUACAGUAACCAGACGGUCUGGGGCUUCGGGACCCCUCAGAACAACACUAUAGAGGCGUACCUCGACCCUGAUAACGAUACGCAGAGUUCUGCAGUUCCAAGAGACCUCAACGUAACGACGAACGUCCCUCUAGUGCUCUACAACGAAUCGUUACCGGACCUCGGGAACUCUACCACCAUUACAGAUGCAACACAUCUUCUAAGACACACGAACCAAAGUGCUACAGAUGUUAGAAGUUUUACGGUCGAUAACACCACUGACUUGCCAGCCUCGAAUAACAGCCGUGACAGGGCAGACUUGAGAAACGGAACAGAUAGUUUCGACGAUGCAAUGAACUCGGCAGUGUACAGUAACCAGACGGUCUGGGGCUUCGGGACCCCUCAGAACAACACUAUAGAGGCGUACCUCGACCCUGAUAACGAUACGCAGAGUUCUGCAGUUCCAAGAGACCUCAACGUAACGACGAACGUCCCUCUAGUGCUCUACAACGAAUCGUUACCGGACCUCGGGAACUCUACCACUAUUACAGAUGCAACACAUCUUCUAAGACACACGAACCAAAGUGCUACAGAUGUUAGAAGUUUUACGGUCGAUAACACCACUGACUUGCCAGCCUCGAAUAACAGCCGUGACAGGGCAGACUUGAGAAACGGAACAGAUAGUUUCGACGAUGCAAUGAACUCGGCAGUGUACAGUAACCAGACGGUCUGGGGCUUCGGGACCCCUCAGAACAACACUAUAGAGGCGUACCUCGACCCUGAUAACGAUACGCAGAGUUCUGCAGUUCCAAGAGACCUCAACGUAACGACGAACGUCCCUCUAGUGCUCUACAACGAAUCGUUACCGGACCUCGGGAACUCUACCACCAUUACAGAUGCAACACAUCUUCUAAGACACACGAACCAAAGUGCUACAGAUGUUAGAAGUUUUACGGUCGAUAACACCACUGACUUGCCAGCCUCGAAUAACAGCCGUGACAGGGCAGACUUGAGAAACGGAACAGAUAGUUUCGACGAUGCAAUGAACUCGGCGGUGUACCGUAACCCGACGGCCCGGGGCUUCAGGACACCUCUGAAGGUUUCCAACUCAACUGUGAAGUUUCCCGCUAAGUUUCCUCCAAACAGCACGUUACACUUGAAGAAUGUGACGGCGCUUUUUAACCGAUCACGAAUUCACAAAGCACCCACCUUCCGUGGAGAAAAGUGCAUCAAUGGCUUGUGCAUCACCGCUGGAAGUAACGUUCCUGCACUUUCGGCGUUUCUUGGUCUGUUCGUCGUGACUUUGUUCGCUUAUUUGUGAUACAUUCCAAAGUUCGCACGAGAAAUGACGCAGAAUUGAUAUAAAGAUACUGUAUAGAACUAACAAUUCAAAGGGUUGUGAAGCUUUCAGAUAUGUGGUCCGUUAGGUUGUGCGUGCAUUGCACUGUACGCCAGAGUAGUGAGGAAAACACGCAUUUUUCCGCGUCUCGUAGUUGACGAAAUAGAAAUCCUUGAAGAAGCUUCGGCGUUCAGCUAUGACGUCAGAGGAGCUAGAGACCUCGGGCAUUCCCAUUGGUUCCUAUAAGCACGUGGCCACUCCCACAGCCCUUUCGUUGGCAGAGAUGGCUGAUGUGACUGCCGGGUCAGUUAUCAGUGAUGCAAAUUAUUACAAAGAAAACUAUUAAAUUAAAUUAAAUUAAAUUAAAACACUAUUAAAUUAAAUUAAAUUAAAUUAAAACACUAUUAAAUUAAAACUAUUACGAUGCAAACUAAAAUAUUAAACUACUAUGCAAAUUAAACUAUUACAUGUUUAGAUGUACAUCUCGGAAUACAAGCAAACAUCAAGGCUAAUAUAAGUCGUUUAUAUCUCUCCGCGCAAAACUUGGGGCGAAGCGUCACACCACCUUCGGAGGACCACAUUUCUUCACCAUGACCAUCCCUUAAAUAAGCGGUUCAGGUACCUGUACGUUGCCAAACGUUGUCGCCAGGUGUAAACUUCUUCCUGUUAUGAAAAAUUGCACAUAAUUUUUUAAAUAAAUAAAAUAACCAACCACCUAG